Messenger RNA from Naegleria lovaniensis, 3042 nucleotides. RefSeq lists its product as uncharacterized. The record is from RefSeq and is a predicted model, not a curated record. The transcript has a single exon. Bases 1 to 3042 code for a protein of 1013 amino acids. Lineage: Eukaryota; Heterolobosea; Eutetramitea; Acrasida; Naegleriidae.
AUGAAAAGAAUAAUAACGAACAACAUUGUUCAACAGAUGCUGUUUUACCCGAAAAGAAAUUCCAAUUCUUCUCUGUCAAUUAAAUCAAAUACAAUUAUUACGAACAAGAAAUUGUUGUAUGAUCCUACAACAACAACAUCGGCAUUUGGCCAAAUACGUUCGUACAUCACCACAAAUUGGUUGAAAGAAGCAUCAUCAGCACCAAAAUCCUCCCAACAAAUCACUCUCAAUUUGACUGAUUAUAAGAAAUGGAGUGCCCAACAAGUAGCAUCAGUACUGACCUCUCCUGAAUCUUUGGGUGGAGCUGAUUUGUCAGUUGAUGAUGUGAAUUCUUUGUAUGAGAAUGAUUUUGAUGGCUCAGCUCUCCAUAACGUUGUUGAGGAUAUUCAGAAGAAGGAUGAAUACUUUGCUCUUGAUCAAUUCAAGAACAUUUUAAAAGACAGUGGUUUUAAAAUGACUUUUCGACUCUCCAACACUUGCCAAACUGUUGUACAUUGGGUGCUCGAUCAAUUAAUGACCAGACAAUAUUCACUAUGGCAAUUGGAGCCAGUGAUUAAGCACAUCAAGCAAAAAUUGGGCGAACCAAUUGCAAAAGGAGGUGCUGAUUUGAGUCUUGAUCAAGUUUCUUCAUUAGAUGAUAAAUCUCUCUACACCAUUGCACAAAAAGUAGUCUCUUCCGAAGGUGAAUCUGUGGUCAUUGGAAAUCUUGACUUGAAUUUGGACACAAUAGUUGUCGAAUGGGUCAAAGAAUUUCUCCUACAAAACAAUAAGAUUCAAAUUGAGCUAAAGAAAUUCACUAAGGCUCCGAAACGUUUUAUCCGAUCAGUUUUGGACGAUUUUGCUAACCAUGUCAAAGCUUAUUCAACAAAUGAAAAAGAAUCAGUAUUGCAGUUCAAUGAGAAGAUGAAACAAUUUCAACUCGACAAAGCUGAUUCCCCAAUCUAUUUGUUCGAGAAUGAGGGACCAAAUAACAUGGAAAUAACUUCUUCAAAGGCCAUAUCGUGCGAUUUAGGUCCCACAUUCCCUUCAAACAAGUAUGACGAACAUUAUGAAUUUAUUACUUCACGUUAUGUUCUUAAUCCAUUGUUGGUAUUAAUUGAGGCUACAGGAACUGGAAAAACUCAUUUUGCUUAUCACUUAAUUUCUCGGGGACACAUUGUAUUGAAAAUUUCAGUUCUUCACAAAGUUAUAUUGAAGAGCUAUUUGAACACAAUACUUAACGACUCACAAAAUAGUAUGGACUUGAGAUGUUUAUUAGAUACAGUAAUACGCCGUUUCAUCAGGUCAUACUUAUUUGUGGCUGAUAUUAUUAUUAGUAAUAUGGACAAAUUGAGCACUAUGGAAAACAUUGAAAAUAUUAAUCUGUACUUGUACAAAUAUAUCUUGAAUGAGGGUUUUAAAAUGGUAGAAGAAGUUUUUAAACAAAAAUAUGAACAGUAUACUUUUUCUCCUCAGUUAGAACAAGUUAUGUUUUUAAUUGACGAAGCUCACAAUUUUGACGACUUUGACAACCAAAUUCCUCUAAGAAACGACGUAAACAACGGCAACCUGCUAACUCUUCUCACUUCCAACAUGAGAUAUUUUGGCCCAGUAAUAUUAACAACAACCUCUGCAAAUGCUAUAGAGGACAAAAUUGAACAACCUAUUUCGCACGAUUGUUCAAAACCACGUUUUGAAAAAUUUUCCUACCACUUUAAAAAACCGCUUCCAAUAUUGCAUGCCAAACAAGUAACAAAUUUUUUAGACAUGUUUAUAGAUACCAGUAGAAAAGGAAACGAUAAUUCAGAAAUUUGGAAUAUUGUUGCAACAUUUUUACAAGGUCCGAUAAGACUAUGUGAAGAAUUUCUUCAACAAUUAUUUUUAGUGUUGUGCAAACAGUCAGCUCUUCAAUUUAGAUCUUUUACAGACUUGAUAUAUACAAAUCUUUGCACUCUCGUUUUUCGUAAAGAGAAUUAUGGACAAACAAAAAUUCAGAAAUCCUUAUACAAGAGUUUAUUCUACAGAUUAGCCUUGCUUGGAGAGGUAAAUUUAACAAAAACUAACGAUAUUAUUUCAUCACGACCAUGUGUGUUAUCUUUUGAGGAACAAAAUGUUGCAAAGUUUUUGUUAACACAUGGUUUGAGUUAUACCUAUGAUAACACUAACAAAAUAUAUAAGAUUAUCAGUCCAAUAGAAAGAAUGAGAUUGCUGAAGACUCUUCAACAAGAGGGAUCUGAGGCUAAAAGUGAUUGGUUUUUAUAUUCGCACAAACAAUUGAGCGAAAUUGAUGAUAUUUCACCUCUCUCUGAAGUGGCUGCUGUAUAUUUUAUUUUGAACCAUUUUGAAUUCUUUAAACAACAAUUCCCAGGGACUUAUUUGCAAAAAUAUUAUUCACCUGCAAAGUAUUAUAUUGAAGAUUCAGAAAUUUCCAAAGAUUCAUUGGGCACUGAUUUCAAAAUUUCAUCUCUUCUUAUUAACACAAUGCAUUGCAAUAUGAAAGGAUUUCAAACAGAACGGUAUCCAUUAACAGGAAACAAUGACCUUUUGUCACAGUUUUUAGUACGCCCAUGCCACCAUGCAGGACCUGAUGUAUUGGGAAUGUUAAUACGUUCUUCCAACGUUAAAGAUGAUACAAUUCCUUUUUGUAUUCCAAUUGUUGCAGCUGUGACUAGGACAACAGGAGACAAUGUAAAAUUCAAGAACAACUAUGAUACAACUGAUCUCUCCAAUUUGUAUUAUGAGAAAGUGGCAACAACAAUCUCUCCACCAACUAAUGACCUUGCAAGGAAAGAAAGAAAUUCCUUAAACACAGCUAUUACUGAUAUUGUGAAAACAGGAAACAUGUUGAGAAUAUUAUUUCAUCCCAAUGAAACUUUCAACAGCUCUCUUGGUGACAGAAUUCCACAAUACGAUAAUGAUGAUGCAGUUGAAACAGUAUUCUCUGAUCAUGCAGUCCUGACUAAGAAGGGACAUUGUAUCUAUGAAAUUUCGAAUAAUAAUUCAGUAUGGAAAAAUUAUCUCAACAGCAAUAAUAUGUCUGUGGUAGCUGAUUUGUUCAAAUAA